AAAGCAUACUACAGUGACCUUUACAACUUCAAAAAAAAAAAAAAAUCAUUUCAGAUUAUCAGUGUAUAGAGGGAACAAGCAUCAACUUGUAUAGAUACAUUCCACAUUCAACUGAAUGCUUCCAGCCUGUCUAAGAUAGACCAGUGGUGUUGUUGUUUGUUUUUUGAAGAAACAGCACACUCACUGUACCAAGCAAUAAAGAUUGCAAAAGCAAUGGAAAAUUCUUUUGCUUCAUACCAUCAUUAUGUGACAUUAAAAACCUUGAGAUGGAGACAUUCAUUUAUCUCUAACUUACUUGCAAAGAACACAGCACAUCAUGUAAUAUUAAACAACAACAGAAAAAUAAUACACAAUUAAAUGUAAUAAGUAAAUGAAGCCUCUUGAUGCCACACAAUAAUACUUCCUGCUUCUUCUGGGUUUGAUUUCUGUACACUUGAACCAAACCACAUCCUGUGCUCAAGUGUUGUUUCAGUCUGUAGUGGUGGUUUGAUUUUAUUAAUUUGUUUGAAUAGCUACUGGAUCGAACAGUGUUCAUCUUGCUCUUUCGGUUUUUUAUUUAACUAAAAUUAUCUUGCUUUUCAGAAUUGUAUCCAAAUCUUUUUCAUAUUCAACAUGGCACAGAGACUACAAAAGAGAGAUGAAACAUUGUCAGAUGAAGCAAAACAACCCACAGACUCCAUUAAAAGACUUAGAUUCAUUGUGCUUGGAAGUGAUGAGGUUCUGAUAAAUGAAGCUUGUGAUACCAUUCUUAGGUCAACAGAUGCCAAGAGAAUGGAAACCAUUAAACGUGGUAGGACAUGUGAGUUUAGAGAGGAUUAUGUCAGUGGACGACAUGUCUCUGUAGUAAAAACACCCACUUAUUGGCUGGAAAACUUGAAAACUUACCUCUUCUUCAGCAAAAGUGUCAGAUCUUUGAAAAGGGACAUGGAGUUUUCUUACUCAAUGGUGUUUCCUGGACCUCAUGCAUUUCUGUUAGUGCUUGGAGAUGUGCGUAACUCUGGUAAAGAGCAUUAUCUCCUACGAGCCCUCAGUGAAGUGUUUGGGCAGGAGGUGUUAGACUACAGUAUGGUGUUAUUUAUGCAUGGAUACAGUGACAGAGAUAUAGGCAGGAACCGUUGUGUCAGAAAGUGCAGCGAAAGGUACCACAUUUUAAAGGACAAUGAGGACAAUGUCCUAAAGCUAUUCCAUGAUGCUACUGCGAUGAAACAGAGAAAAGCUAACUUUUUUACAAAUGACCUUGAAUUGCUGUACAAAGCAGAAACCUAUUUUAAGAAAGAAUUUGAUGCUACAUAUGAGGAGAGGGAGAAUAUACUGAGAGGAGAUUUGGCAGAAAUGAAAACAGCAGAGGAAAAUCUAAGAACUAAAAUGACAGAAAUGGAAAAACAGAAUUCUGAAAAUGUGAGAGAAUUACAAGAUCUGCGUGAAGAACUGGAUCAGUUAAGGGAAGAACUGGAUGCUCAUAGAUUCAGAGAGAAUCAGUUAAGGAAAGACUUGGAUGCUUCCAUAAGCAGAGAGAAGCAGUUAAGUCAAGAGAUUGAUGCUCUCAAAGAGAAAAAAUAUGAACUAAAAGAAGAGUUGUUUGACCUUAGGGAUCAUAAGAGACGGGUCAAUGCAGAACUGAUCGCCUCCAAUGAAAGAGAGAGUCAGCUGAAGUCUGACAAUGAGAAGCUUCAAAGAGAACUGGAGCAACUCAAAGACAAUGAGAAAAAGAGAGAAAAGAAUCCAAGAGAAUCAAAGCAUAAGGAAGAAUUUCUGCUCACAGAGAAAGAAGAAGUACAAGAAGAGUAUGACAUAUCGAGAAGAAGAGAGGAGGAACUGCUGCAGACAGUCACUGGGUCACAGCACGGCAUUCAUAUCUCAACAGCAGUUACUCCCCCUAGUGUUUCUGAAAACAAAGUCAAAUCUCUGAGUGGAAGAGAAUGUGAGGUGGAAAGAAAACAAAUAGAUUCACAGUCCAGCAGAUCACUUGAAGGUGAAGGAUUGAAUCCUGCGAGACAGAACAUCAUACAAGAUCCACCCAACAGAUAACAUGUACUUUAUCCAUGACAACGGAGUGGAUGUGUUCCUGUUUUCCAGACCAUUUCUCCUUCCUUUUCCUCUUGCUAAUAAAUUUCAAUAUAUUCCACAUUUACGGAGGAAAAGAAGUUUCAGAGGAGCAGCAAUUUUCUGGAUCUCUCUUCUCCUGACUCAGAUGAUAGUGACUGAAUUGUAUUAAAAUCUGAAGCUA
Molecule: messenger RNA, 2227 nt
Organism: Megalobrama amblycephala (Wuchang bream)
Lineage: Eukaryota; Metazoa; Chordata; Actinopteri; Cypriniformes; Xenocyprididae
Product: GTPase IMAP family member 4-like
Exons: 4
Coding region: 613-2028 (471 amino acids)
Molecular function (GO): GTP binding
Source: RefSeq, a predicted model, not a curated record